This is a messenger RNA of Ichthyophthirius multifiliis, 1211 nucleotides long. RefSeq names its product minichromosome maintenance deficient 8 , putative. Gene Ontology annotation, cellular component: MCM complex; nucleus. Lineage: Eukaryota; Ciliophora; Oligohymenophorea; Hymenostomatida. Gene Ontology annotation, biological process: DNA replication. The annotation marks the transcript as partial. The record is from RefSeq and is a predicted model, not a curated record. The transcript is spliced from 4 exons. Gene Ontology annotation, molecular function: single-stranded DNA binding; single-stranded DNA helicase activity; ATP binding.
AUGUAAGGAAUUUAGUCUAAUAUUUUAUACGUGAAUUCUUUAAUUAAUGAAGAUUCAUCCUCUUUUUAGAAAAAAAAAUUUUAAAAUACAUAAUAAAAAUAAUAAGAGUAAGAAGAAGACGAAGAAUGUAUUAAUUUAGUUUAAAAUUUAUCUAAUAAUCCUUUAAUUUUUUAUAUUUUAAUUAAAUCUUUAUGUCCAACAAUUUUCGGACAUGAGUUAAUUAAAGCAGGCCUUCUUUUGGCUAUUUUGGGAGGUUCAUAAGAUUCUUAAAAGAGUAAUUUUUACAAAGAAAAUGAUAAAAAUUAACUUAAUUUUAGAACUGAUUGUCAUGUGCUACUUAUAGGAGAUCCGGGACUAGGAAAAUCUUAAUUAUUGAAGUUUAUAGCUAAUAUUUCAUAGAGAUCGAUAUAUACUUCAGCAAGUAGUUCUUCAAAUGCAGGACUUACAGUAAGUAUUUGUAAAGAUUAGAUUACUGGGGAAAGUACUUUGGAAGCUGGGGCUCUUAUUUUAAGUGAUUAAGGAGUGUGUUGUAUUGAUGAGUUUGAUAAAAUGUAGUCAGAGCAUUAUAUUUUAUUAGAGGCUAUGGAAUAAUAAUCUGUUUCUUUAGCAAAAAGUGGAAUUUUAUGUAGUUUGUAAGCUAGAUGUUCUAUUAUUGCAGCAGCUAAUCCGAAAGAUGGACAUUAUAAUAAAUAGAAAAAUGUUAAGGAUAAUAUUAAAAUUAGUAACGCAAUUUUAUCUAGAUUUGAUCUUAUUUUUCUAUUAUUAGACAAAUGUGAUCCAUUAAGGGACUAGAAAUUAUCUGAACACGUUAUGAAAUUACAUUCUAGAAAAAGAAUCAAAACAGAAAAUUUUUAAGCUGAAGAAUCAUCUAUUUCUUUUAAUGUUUAUGAGUUCAAAAUUAAGGAUUAUAUCUAAGAUGUUUAAUAUUCUUCUUUUACUGAAAAAUUAUAAAAAAAAUGUUCUGAAAUCAAUGAUAUUCUACCACCUUAAGCAAUUAAAAAAUACCUUACUUAUAUUAAAAAAUAUGCAACCCAAAAUUAAGUAUUUAAGCUGCAGAAACUAUAAAAGAUUUUUAUUUAGCCUUAAGAGAAUAAUAUACUGAAAAUUCAUAAAUUCCAAUAACAAAUAGACAAUUAGAAUCUUUAAUUAGAUUAUCUUAGGCUCGUGCAAAAGUUGAAUGUAGAGAUGUAGUUACUAAAGAGGAUGCUUUG